AUGCAUCCAAAUCAGGGCAAAACAGGAAGCAUCGUCGAGUACGAGGAAGUGAUCGAUCGUCAGCGCAGACUGUUGGAUAUCGUUUUGAAUCCUGAAAUAAAGUUACACAGGACAGAGCUCCCACAGCAACAUGUGUGUAAGGAGGAGGAGGUUGUCCCUGAGCAGCAGCUCUGUAUUGAGGAGAGGAAGUCCAGUGUGGACCAAGAGGAGCCAGAGCCUCCAGAGAUUAAAGAGGAAGAGGAGGAAGUGUGCAGCAGUCAGGAGGGAGAGCAGCUUGUAGUGAAGCAGGAGACUGAUGGCUUUAUGUUGACUCCUGCUGAUGAGGAAAGUGAGCAGAGUGAAGAUCAGACUCUGGACUUCAUUCAUGAUGACACUCAAAGUGCAGCAAAGAAAGAUUCUGUAUUUAAAAUGCCAGUUAUAAGCUCUGUGAUACCAAACGGUGAGCACCAGCUGCUCUGUUACAACUCUCAUGUAGCUGAGAGCCAAGAUGAGGAAGAAUACCAGCAUGGAGACUCAGGAUCAACUAGAAACACAGAGCUUCAAGCAGAGAAAAGACAUCAUGAAAGUGAAAUGAACAGUAACAGUCCACACACCUCUGCUGUGAUAAACUUAAAUACAGGUAAAAAGCCUUUAAAAUGUGACAUAUGUGGGAAAGUUUUUGAGUGCAAGUCAAAAUUGCAGAGACACCUGAACAGCCACACAGGUGAGAAGCAGUUUUCUUGCAAAACAUGUGGGAAAAAAUUCAGUGACACAUCAGCACUGAGCGCUCAUAUAAGAACCUGCAAGACCUGCAGGAAAAGAUUCAAUGAGAAGUCAGUAUUGAAAAGGCAUUGUAGAAUCCACACAGGUGAGAAGCCACAUACUUGUGACGUAUGUGGGAGAGCUUUUGGACGUAAUGGUCACUUGUUAGUCCACAUGAGGACUCACACAGGUGAGAAGCCAUAUACUUGUGAAGUAUGUGGGAGAGCUUUUGGACGUAACAGUAUCUUGUUAGCCCACAUGAGGACUCACACAGGUGAGAAGCCGUAUAUUUGUAAAGUAUGUGGGAGAGCUUUCAGACACGAUGGUCACUUGUUAGUCCACAUGAGGACUCACACAGGUGAGAAGCCGUAUACUUGUAAUGUAUGUGGGAGAGCUUUCAGUCGUAAUGGUCACUUGUUAGACCACAUGAGGACUCAUUCUGGGGAGAAGCCGUAUACUUGCAAAACAUGUGGGAAACACUUCAGAUAUAGCAAUAACUUGACAGUCCACAUGAGAACGCACGCAGGUGUAAAGGUGCAUGACUUGAGCACAGAGGUUCCAGUUUAAGUCACACAUAUACAGGAGAGAGACUGUUUACAUGCAAAACAUGUGGCAGAGCUUUCAGAGGCCUGUUCCAUAAAGCAUGCUAAGAAAAGUGGGGAGUGAAGUCCAAAUCCUGAAUUUUAAUUGAAAUUGCAGGUCUGGAAAAGUUCAACUAGUGAGAUAAAGAACAAAAGGAGGAGACUGCUUUAAAGUUUGAAUGAAUUUUAUACUUGCAAGAGUCAUGGAAAACCUGGAAAAGUCAUGAAAUUAGUCAAAAUCAUUAUAAGUCACAGAACUUGUUUGUGUAUAGUGAAAUUAUUAGAGUGAUCUUCAGUGGAUAACCCUCCGUAUAAUGUAACAUAAUGGCAAAUUCAUUUUCUGUAGCUGGUGUCUUAAUGUAGCUUUAAUAUGCGUCGAUGUGUGACAAUGUUUGUUUACCAUCAGGUGUGUUUUGUCAUUUUCUCCCUCAGUUUGUCUCUCCCUUCCUGUGUGCCAAUUAUGUUUACAUAGAGUUUGAAUCUGAUGUUUGAAAAACGGCGGGCAAGUGGGGAAAGAAAAAGAAAAUUCUUCAUGAAGAGUCCUUGAAAAGUCAUGAAAAAGUUUGGAAAUAUUGUCCAUGAAAAU
Epinephelus lanceolatus (giant grouper) is the source of this 1908-nucleotide messenger RNA. RefSeq lists its product as uncharacterized. The record is from RefSeq and is a predicted model, not a curated record. Gene Ontology annotation, biological process: regulation of transcription by RNA polymerase II. Gene Ontology annotation, molecular function: RNA polymerase II cis-regulatory region sequence-specific DNA binding; DNA-binding transcription factor activity, RNA polymerase II-specific. Lineage: Eukaryota; Metazoa; Chordata; Actinopteri; Perciformes; Serranidae.